Penicillium argentinense is the source of this 684-nucleotide messenger RNA. Its product is annotated as ankyrin repeat domain-containing protein. The transcript has a single exon. The coding region runs from base 1 to 684 and encodes 227 amino acids. Gene Ontology annotation, molecular function: protein binding. The record is from RefSeq and is a predicted model, not a curated record. NCBI's taxonomy places the organism in Eukaryota, Fungi, Ascomycota, Eurotiomycetes, Eurotiales, Aspergillaceae.
AUGGGUGCACCCCUCAAAGGCCCUGUGGGUCACCUUCCUAGCGCAUCAGACUUCGCAGACGAUUAUGGAUUUGAGGAAGAUUGUGGAAGUGCUUUGCAUUUUGCCACGACCCCGGAAAUGGCUAAGCUCCUUAUAGACAACGGCGCUGAUGUGAACGAACUUUCCACAUGUUGGAGGGCUCCAUUGCAUGUAGCCGUUGAAAAUCGCGACCUUGUGAUGGCCAAAGCGCUGCUAGACUAUGGGGCGGACAUCAAUGUUCGCGGCGACGAAUAUAUCGAUCCCUACAUUUUCUACGCUACCCCUCUCCACCAUGCCCUUCACAAUGACACUGAUGACGUUUACCUUCCAAUGGCGAAAUUUCUUGUUGAGCGAGGGGCCGACCUAUCGAUGAUGGAUAAUCGAGAUGAUACACCUCUUUUCAUCGCGAUAACAUAUGAUGCUUAUGCGACAACGAAGAUGCUACUCGAGCAUAAUGCUCCUGUAAAUAUGGCAAGACCUAGUGGGGAAACGCCCCUUCACAGGGCUUCGUCACAGGGCAAAUUUGCUAUAGCAAAGCUCCUCCUCGUCCAUGGCGCAUUGGUCAACACCACUACUAUAAUGGGAAGAUCUCCGUUGCGUGAAGCGCUCGAAAAUAACAAUACCGCUCUCGUGCUGCUAUUACAUCAAUAUGGUGCAUUGGACUAG